Molecule: messenger RNA, 2016 nt
Organism: Thlaspi arvense
Lineage: Eukaryota; Viridiplantae; Streptophyta; Magnoliopsida; Brassicales; Brassicaceae
Source: the annotation of a GenBank genome assembly
AUGGCUGUUACCCUCGAAGUUUCUCCAGCGAGAAAACGCCGUCUGUUCGGAUCUCUAGAGUCUCCAAAGGUGUCAGAUGCGAAAUUAACUCGGUCACUGUUCCUCGCGUGUCAGGAGAUUUCUCUCAUGCAGCCUCUCCGUUUCAUCCUGAGACGGAACUCUCUCUCAAUCAUACGCAAGGUGAAGAUAUUAGCGGCGGUUUUCGAUGAGCUUCUCCGAUCAGAGAUGGUUUACUCGCAAUCCGCUCAGCUCUGCUUCGAGGAACUGCAAAUCGUGAUGCAGCGUAUGAAGGCUUUGAUUGAGGAUUGCUCAAGGGCAAGCAAACUCUGGCUACUCUUGCAGAUCGAAAACAUUUCCUUCAGUUUUCACGAGCUCGUCACCGAUUUAUCCACCGUUCUCGAUAUUCUACCGGUCAAGGACUUUCGUCUCAGCGACGACGCCGAAGAUCUCAUCAUUCUCCUCAGAAAACAAUGCUCCGGUUCUGUUCAGUUCAUCGAUCCACGCGACGAUGCUCUCCGUCGGAAAGUGACGGAUACAAUCGAUGGAAUCAAGCACCAGAUCUCCCCAAAUGAAUCGAGGCUCAUCGAGAUUUUCAGCGACCUGGGUUUUCACGAUUCCGCUAGCUUGACGGACGAAAUCCAGAGAUUGGAGGAUGAAACUCAUGAUCAGAUCGACGAGAGAUCCAAAUCCUCAGCCGCAUCUCUCAUCGGACUCGUGCGUUACACAAACUGCGUUCUGUACGGCCCCUCGACGCCAUCACCUAGUCCUGAUUUCCGCCGCCACAAGUCGUUAUCAGACGCAAACAUCCCGGCGGAUUUCCGGUGUCCGAUCACACUGGAGCUUAUGAGGGACCCGGUGGUGGUUUCCACCGGCCAGACGUACGAUCGUGAGUCGAUCGAUCUCUGGAUCCAAUCAGGUCACAGCACUUGCCCCAAAACAGGCCAGGUCCUCAAGUACACCAACCUCAUACCUAACCGUGCCUUGAAGAAUCUGAUCGUGAUGUGGUGCCGUGAUCAGAAGAUACCGUUUGAGAUAUACGAAGACGGCGGCGGCGUAGGGUCUCAUGCUCCGUGCAAGGAGGCGGUGGAGUUUACUAGGAUGUUGGUUUCGUUCCUGAUCGAUAAGCUCUCCGUGGCUGAGUCGAACGAUGUCGUCUUCGAGCUCCGCGCUCUCGCCAAAUCAGACUCGGUGGCCCGAGCCUGCAUAGCCGAGGCUGGAGCCAUACCGAAGCUGGUUCGCUAUCUAGGCUCGGACUCCUCGAGCCUUCAGAUAAACGCCGUGACGACGAUCCUCAACCUCUCAAUCUUGGAACAGAACAAAGCGAGGAUCAUGGAAACAGACGGAGCUUUAAACGGCGUUAUCGAGGUUCUGCGUUCGGGCGCCACGUGGGAGGCUAAGGCAAACGCCGCCGCGACUUUGUUUAGUUUGGCUGGCGUCUCAGCUUACAAAAGAAGACUCGGGAGAAAAACACGUGUCGUAAGCGGAUUGGUUGACCUGGCGAAACAGGGCCCUACGAGCUCGAAAAGAGACGCGCUCGUGGCGAUCCUGAACCUGGCUUCGGAGAGGGAGAACGUAGGAAGGUUCAUCGAAGCUGGAGUAGUGGAGGCGGCCAGAGAUGCAUUCCGAGAGCUGCCGGAGGAGGCGGUGGCGGUUGUGGAGUCGGUCGUGAGGAGAGGAGGUCUCAUGGCGGUGUCCGCGGCGUUUGGUUCGAUACGGCUAUUGGGAGAGAUGAUGAGGGAAGGGGCGGAUACGACGAGGGAGAGCGCGGCGGCGACGCUGGUAACGAUGUGCCGGAAAGGAGGGUCAGAGCUAGUGGCGGAAAUGGCGGCGAUUCCAGGGAUAGAAAGGGUUAUAUGGGAGAUGAUUGGGACGGGAACGGCGAGGGGAGGAAGGAAAGCGGCGUCGUUGAUGAGGUAUUUAAGGCGAUGGGCCGCCGGAGAUACCCAAGAGACGGUGGUGGAGACGCAGAGCAUCGUUGUGCCAACGCCAAAUAGGUUAUUUAAUCCCGUUUUAUAA